Schistocerca gregaria is the source of this 1302-nucleotide messenger RNA. RefSeq names its product prostaglandin reductase 1-like. The record is from RefSeq and is a predicted model, not a curated record. The coding region runs from base 65 to 1108 and encodes 347 amino acids. Gene Ontology annotation, cellular component: cytoplasm. Lineage: Eukaryota; Metazoa; Arthropoda; Insecta; Orthoptera; Acrididae. Gene Ontology annotation, biological process: prostaglandin metabolic process. The transcript is spliced from 3 exons. Gene Ontology annotation, molecular function: 2-alkenal reductase [NAD(P)H] activity; 15-oxoprostaglandin 13-reductase [NAD(P)+] activity.
ACUGCCCGCAGCGCUAUCUUCGCCAGACGGUCGCCGCUGGCAGCCACUCCAGUGAGAGUCGGCCAUGCAGGGCGUGAGGACGGCCGUUAGACAGCUGAGCGCGGCGUCUGCCGCCACGGCGCGCAAGAUAGUCAUAGCGCGCCACUUCCAGGGAGACCCCAAGCCGGAUGACUUCCGGCUGGAGGAGGAGGUGCUGCCGCCCCUCAAAGAGGGCCAGAUUCUGUGCGAGGCCGCCUACCUCAGCGUCGACCCCUACCAGCGGGCUUACACGCACCGCCACAAAGUCGGCCAGCCCAUGAUCGGCUCGCAAGUGGCGCUCAUCGUGGAGAGCCGUGCCCCAGAGUUCCCAGUGGGCAGAUACGUGGUGGGCUACUGGGGCUGGCGGGACCGUACAGUGGCCGAGACGAGGGCCAACCGGGAUAUGUGGGCACCAAUGCUCGUCCCGGAGCUGGGCAACCUGCCUCUGUCAUUGGCACUCGGGGUGCUGGGCAUGCCCGGCAACACAGCCUACUUCGGGCUGCUCGAGAUCUGCCACCCCAGGCCUGGGGAGGUGGCUGUGGUCAGCGGCGCAGCGGGGGCCGUCGGCUCCAUCGUGGGGCAGAUCGCUCGCAUCAAGGGCUGCAAGGUCAUCGGGUUCGCCGGCUCUGACUCCAAGGUAAACUGGUUGAGAGAUGAACUGGGUUUCGACCACGCAUUCAACUACAAGACGGUAGACGUCGGAAAAGCGCUGAAGGAAGUCGCACCUGAUGGGGUGGACAUAUACUUCGACAAUGUGGGCGGUCAACAGAGCAGCGCCAUCAUCCACAAGAUGAGAACCGGAGGCCGAAUUUCGGUCUGUGGAUCCAUCUCCAGCUACAAUGACACCAAGAUCCCCUCUGCGCCCAUCCUACAGCCGGCGAUGGUGUUCAACGAACUCAAGAUGGAAGGUUUCUUGGUCAACCGCUGGCUGGAUCGCUGGGAUGAGGGCAUUAAGCAGAACAUGCAGUGGAUUAAAGAGGGAAAGCUGAAGUACAAAGAGACGGUCACAGAAGGGUUUGAAAAUAUGCCGAAGGCUUUCAUCGGUAUGCUCAAGGGAGAAAACCUGGGCAAGGCAGUUGUCAAGGUGUGAUGACGUGUACACAGCCGCGAGACCUCACGUUGUUUCGUGAUAACCUGUACUGCCAAGUCACCAUAGUCCCGUAUUAAAUUGCUUACCUACAACUGUUGUAGUGUUAGUGUGAAGUAUUGUCGUCCUUUGCUGCUAUUGCAGUCACCCAAGAAAAAGUUAUGCUUGAUGAUUCGUAAAUAUUUCAUUCACUCCAA